UAGUGCACAAUAUAAAAUAUACAAAAAAAGACACAUUUGUCACUUUUCCAAGUUUUUAUACAUUUUUUUAUAUUUUGAAGCAGCAAUACUUAAUAUGGACGUAAUGGGAUACACUGUUUUGCAAGAUGAGUCAUUACCUGGCUUCCUAAAAGGGAGACCGCAGAUGGCCAUGUGCCUGGCGUGUGCCGGGGCACUGCUCAUGAUCACCGCCCUGUCGAUAACCAUCGGCAUCUUCAUCGGGUACACGUACUGCUACAUCGAACAUAAGUCUGGAGUUAUAAACGCAAAUAUCACACGCACCAACGUAAAAAUCAUCCCAAUGCACUCAUUCGAGUAUCACGACAACAAGAGCAGGACCAUCAACGAUGCCAUCCUGAACAACUACUUCUUCUCCAAACUCCUGAGGGUCACCGGUGUGCGAGAGGCACCAGCUCUAACCUGGCCAGAACAGACAGAAAAAAAGCUUACUGAGACCACUGCCUGAAUGUAACAUUUCAAAAAC
Molecule: messenger RNA, 502 nt
Organism: Cydia amplana
Lineage: Eukaryota; Metazoa; Arthropoda; Insecta; Lepidoptera; Tortricidae
Exons: 3
Coding region: 95-484 (129 amino acids)
Source: RefSeq, a predicted model, not a curated record